Molecule: messenger RNA, 2011 nt
Organism: Vollenhovia emeryi
Lineage: Eukaryota; Metazoa; Arthropoda; Insecta; Hymenoptera; Formicidae
Product: potassium/sodium hyperpolarization-activated cyclic nucleotide-gated channel 1-like
Exons: 6
Coding region: 35-1885 (616 amino acids)
Source: RefSeq, a predicted model, not a curated record
GAUAAGAAAUCUUUCUUAUUCUUGCUAUUCAAUUAUGAUCGAGCAUAUAUGUGAACUAUCGUUGAAAAGAGAAAGUAAGUUUCCUUUUGGGGGUAUAAAACCCUUGACUUUCAGAAAUGUCUGGACAACCUGGUGUGGUAUUAGCAAACGUACUCCAAAAUGCUAUCUGUAUAUGGACAGCAUGGCCGCAAUCUCUGCUGAAAAAAUAAGGCAUGCUGAGUCUAAAUAUUGGUGGAUAAUACAUCCAUUCAGUUACGCCAGGCACGUGUUGAAUAAAACAGAAAUUAUAUAUAAGACGUUGCAAAUAAUGACUUUACCUUAUGUGCGACAAAAACACACUGUUCUUUCGCUAAAUGAGAAAAUUCGCAGAUUAAUAUGGGAUAUUUUGAUGAUGGCUGUAUACACAAUUGCCUUCUUUACGAUACCUUUUGUGAUUUGCUUCGUUAUAAUGGAUUACGAAUCAAUUCGUGUGGAUACAGUGAAUUUCCCAAUUUAUGUGAUGUGCUGGGUAGAUAUAAUCCUCAAUUGUGUCACGGGAUAUUAUGACAAGAAAACCAUGUCUAUCGAGCUGAAGCCUUCUAAAAUAUUUACGUCCUAUCUGAAAGGAUUUCUUGUGCCGGACAUUAUAUCGAGUUUUCCGUAUAAUUAUGUGACGCUACAGUGGCGAAGAUUACCUGGAAAUAAUCCUCGUUAUAUCGUUACUUUAAUUAAUCUCCUGCCUCUCUUCAAGUUGACACGCUAUUACACUUAUAACUUAAACAUUCAUUAUCUGUUUACGCAUUUUCAAAUAAAAAACUUUUAUUGGGAAUUAUGCACCACCACCCUAUUGCUAGGGCUAUACUUAAUCUUUUGGUUCUCCUGUUUGUGUUACUUGAUACCGAUUUUGCUCAUGUACUUUAUGAACAUCCCGCCGACGGAAUGCGGGGAUUGUUGGAUGAUGAAAUUGGAGGACAACAGUUUCAUAUUCAAAUUUAAAAACGCCGCAUUUAUCGUACUGGAAAAUAUACUAGCAAGUGGCUACGGCCCGUUUGUACCAGAGACAAAUGGCUCCAUCAUUUUCAAUAGUAUUCUUAUGAUUAUCGGCAGAUUCAUUGUGUGCUACAUAUUGGUUAUGUUCCUUCGUAUCAAAGCUGAGAGAAAAUCAUCCGAAUCAAAGUUUCACGAGUUAAUAGAUCAAGUAAAAGCAUACACGAGACAAAAGCAAUUGUUGCCACACAUGGAGAAGCGUCUCCUAGCUUAUUAUCAUUGUCGUUUCAAGAAUACUUACUUUCGCAGUAAACGGAUUUUAUCAGAUCUGACAGAGCCGCUACGCGAAGAGAUUGCACUUCAGUCUUGCCGACGAUUGAUCGAGAGCGUGGCAAUCUUUAAGAACCUGCCAAGAAACGUACUGCAGUCAAUAGUGAAAAACUUAAAAUUCGAGUUAUAUUUGCCAAAUGACGUAAUCAUUAAAGCUGGCAGUCAGGGUGAUUGUAUGUUCUUUUUGUCCUUCGGAACUGUUGCAGUUUUAACGCCAACUGGAAAGGAAGUUAGUUCCUCGAACAUCCAAUACCGAGUUUAUUUAGAGUGCGAAAAAGAAAUUUUAACUCUUUGUUAUUUCGAGAUAUGCCAUUUGGACAACGGUGCCCAUUUCGGGGAGAUCGCGCUGUUAGUGGCGGAUCAACGAAGAGUAGCCAGUGUCGUCGCGAUCGACGUCUGCGAAGUGUAUCGGCUAGAUCGUAAAGAUUUUCGUCAGUGCAUAGACGUGCACAGCGAGCUGUUCGCGGAGAUCGAACGCAUCGCCACGGAACGCAUAGAGAGAACCGUCAGAGUCGAGGAGCAGCACAAGCGUUUUUUGAUGCGUCCUAAUCGCAUGCCGAAAUCACGCAACGAACCAACGAAAAACUGACUUUGCGUAUGUUAAUUACUGCCUCAUUUCACGUAUUGACUUCUUAAUUUCCAAGACUUUAAUCAGAAUAAUUAUUUUAGAUCCUUAAUUAAAAUAAUCCUUUGUGUUACUAUUACACAGAAUUAC